UAUUUUUUGUACGUGGCUUUUCGAAUCUGAUCAAGAAGGUAGAGUGAGCGCAAACUAUUAAUUUUACUUGCUGGACUUGCAAUUUAUUAGCUGAAGAGUAGUAUUUAGAACAACAGUUAGCUAGUUUCAUAUGUCUUUUAUCUGAUAUAGUGCCAUUCGGAGAAAUUGGUAUAAAGUCCAAAACUGUGGUUGCAUCGGAACUGGUCCAGGUUUUUAGAAUUAAUAUUAAUUUUGGUGACACACUCAGCUGAACCUGACUGCGAUAGUAUCAAUUGUACAUGUUGUAGUGCAAGGCUAGUUGAAAUGGCCGUAACACAGCCUGCUGGUGCUCGGACGCCCUUUGGCCAUAUGGCAGCGGUGACGGUGAGCCAUCAUCAAGCCGAAGGUAGCCCGACACAUGCUGUAGCUAGCAGUGUCCACGCUGCUAUUCCGGGCAUUGUUUCUUCCCACCACAAGGAAAUGUCUGAGAUGAUGCGCCGCAGAAUGCUUGAGAUGGAGAGACGCAAAAAGGUGCAGCAAAUGUUUGAAGCUGAAGUUGCCAAACACAAAGGCCAUGAGCUUAUGCACCUUGAGAUUGUGCUCACCAUAGUGGUGGUGACACUGUUUGUACAGCUGCUGGCGGUUUGCUGGAGAAAGCGUUACCCCCGCUCCUACAAAGCAUUCAUUCUGGUCGCACUAUGGCUUACUCCACUUGUCACCAGUGUCAUGGCCAAGAGCUGGAAGAUUGCAGGAUUCUCAGUGGCCAUCGCCCUUGUAUUUGCGUACGUCGUUUUCCGUGCGACGCGCAAGCCUCUUCCGUUGGAUACGCCGCGGUUCGUCUACAAGUUCUUUUUGAUUGGCCAUGGCAUAACACUUGGUGCCAUACACAUUGGCUACUUUCUUCUGAUCAUGUGCUUGGUGGGGGCCUUUCCACCAGCCUUCUUCAUCUACUUCCUCUUUGUCAUGGUCGGUGGUUUCUAUUGGUCUGUUGUUUUGAGGGACCUGUCUGUAAAUUGUUCCGAAUUCAUGGCAGCUAACCUAGGCAAUACGAGCGCGUUACCCACACGCCAAUUGGAUACUAGUGCUUGUUUCAUUUGCCGGCAGGCCCUGGAAGUCCCUAGUAGUCCUGACGACACAAGUGUUGAAAAGACGAUAGCGUUGUCCUGCUCGCACGUCUUUCAUGAGUUCUGCAUCCGCGGCUGGUGUAUUGUGGGUAAGAAGGCUAUCUGUCCGUACUGCAAGGAGGUCGUUGACAUGCGUAAGCUGGCGAGAACACCUUGGGAGAUCAGCUACCUGAAGCACUUUGAGUUCGUUGAGAUGUUGCGUCUGUUCCUCGUCUGGUUCCCUGUUAGCUGGAUCUUGAUUCAGGCCGUUAUCUGGUUCCUGCAUUUAGAAUAAAGGCCGUGACUGCUUUCUAGGAGUGAGAGCCUUGAUGGACUUUGUAGGACAAUGCCCUAUGCUGUAAGUUUGUUUGGAACAAUGAUUGUUUCUUCAUCUGUAUUCUGUCUAAUUUGCUUCGCUGGGCUUUCUAUCAGUUACAAUUUGCAACCCAUUCAAUAUGGUAUGUUAGAUCUCGAUUAAAUGCGUGGUAGGUCCCUUGGUUUUUUUAAUUAUAUUGGAAGGAAUCUCCACAUUUAGUCAUCCUGCAUACAACUUGAAAUAGUCUGAAAUAUUUUUUAUGAGAAGAGUUGAAACUGAUAAUCCACAUCGUGA
Molecule: messenger RNA, 1692 nt
Organism: Sycon ciliatum
Lineage: Eukaryota; Metazoa; Porifera; Calcarea; Leucosolenida; Sycettidae
Product: E3 ubiquitin ligase Rnf121-like
Exons: 1
Coding region: 304-1377 (357 amino acids)
Cellular component (GO): Golgi membrane; endoplasmic reticulum membrane
Molecular function (GO): ubiquitin protein ligase activity; metal ion binding
Source: RefSeq, a predicted model, not a curated record